AUGUUUUGACGAUUGUUAUGCGUAAUGAAGCCUGUUUUUUCUUCAGAGGGAAUUAAAUACUGUGAAUGUUGCACUAGAUGGAAUUAUAUUUAAUCUCUUGUGAGUCGUGCUCACACGGCCACUUGGACGACGUGACGUCAAAGCUCAAGUUUGUGUUUAUGAAGUAUUGCUAGCUAGCGAGCUUGUGUUGGCUAAUUGCUACAUGGGAGUAACGUUAAGCCUGGCUGUCAAACAUCAAGCCUACAUCGAUUUUCUCAUGGUGUUACUUGGAUUCUCGAGUUUACCCUCAUGCUUGUCGUGUCCUGUCGAUAAGAGAUGCAGAGUGGGCAUAACGAUAUAGGGUUUGUGCAGCAAAUUCUCAGUUUGAAUUUGGUUCCAAGAAAACAUGGCCCCAAUUGCGCCAACGAUACAUCGCUGUGCGACUUUUCAGAGAUGUGGUAUGGCGUGUUCCUGUGGACGGCCGUCUCCUCGCUGAUGUUCCACCUGCCGGCGGCCCUGCUGGCCCUCUUCACACUACGGCAGCACAAGAUGGCGCGCUUCAUGCCCAUCGCCAUCGUGCUCAUGGGCGUCUUGGGCCCGCUCACCGGCGGUGUCCUCACCAGUGCGGCGAUAGCUGGGGUGUAUAAGGCUGCCGGGAAGAGGAUGAUCUCUCUGGAGGCGCUGGUGUUUGGCGUGGGCCAGUCCUUCUGCGUGGUCAUCAUCUCUUUCCUCAGAGUCCUGGCUUCGCUGUAGCACGAGGCUCCGGCACGCAUGAAGUGCCACCACAUGGGACGUACAGAAAUAAAGAGAAGAAAGAAAGAAAGAAAGAAAGAAUGAGAGACGAUAUGCAAUCAGUGUUCACUCACAAAGAGGACACCUUAUGCAAGACUCAGCUGUACCCCCUGCAGAGGCCUUAUAUAUCCCCCAGGUGAAGAGCUGACGAAUUUAGUUUCUUUGACAAUGUCGUUCCUUCUGUGAAAUGACAUGGUGUGUUUUGGGUUUAUUUUUUUUCUUCAAGGGUUGUCUUUAGGAAGGUGGGUAGACGCGUAGGGAUUGCUGUCGUUAUUAAACUAAACUAACGCAAUAUGGAGAGGAGGAGAACAAUCAGGGGCAGGCCAGUUCUUGUUUUGAUGUGGAUGGAGAUGUCCUGCACACAAUCCACUUUGUUUGAAAUUAGAACAUUCCAGACUCGAGAGAUGGGGCAGAUGUUCUGAAGCCUUUUAAUUUGAGCGGCACUCAACGAGAGCAUCUCUGUGUUAUUAGAACUGAAUCCUUGUCCUUCCCUGAGUAGUUUUGUAUUGAAAAAGUUGUAUCGUACAGAAUGUAUACUAUGAUCCAGCAGCUGUGUGAUAUAACGGUAACGGACCGAUUGAGUUCAUGAUACUGGAGUUCAGCGUUGAUUUCAUUCCAACUCUAAGCCUUUCUCCUAAUCUUGUAUGUGCACUGUCGGCCAUGAUGGAGCCAGACAAAUGUGUGUGAAAUGAACUGUACAUACUAAAACCCAUUCCAGCUUUCUAAUGAGGGGGGGGCAAGGUGUGUUUGUGUGUGCGCUCAGACGGAAGCUCUCUUAAGAGCCAAAAGAACUCAGUCUUGCUCAAUCUAGCUCAGUCUUGUCUUGGAAAGGAAACAGAAACACUACACAUAAUAUCAUAGCUCUUGUUGUGAGGGUGCAGGCAGUACAGCUAUUUAUUUCCCUCACUGAGUCAAGAACAAUUCAUAUUUAAUCUUAAGACUUUUAGAAACCCUUUUAGGAUUUCUGUAGUCUCAGAUUUUUAGAUUGUGUUCUUUGAAAGGCAACUUGGCCUCUCUUUCCUUUGCUUUUUACCUGACUUAAUUGGGCCUUUUUUAUUUUGUACAGCAUCUCAUAAUCGAUCAUAAUGUUGUCUCAAUGUUUGCUAUGCUCAAAAACACACUUGUGCUGACCUCACUCCAUAAGCCUACAUGAAUGUGAAUCAGAUUUCUUUAAUCCCGUAGUUACUAAGCUUUCUUAAACCUUUACCAAAGAGAUCUUAACGUAUUGUACAGAUCAUUUUACUUCUCAGAUUGAUUCUUUGCUGUCUCGUGUUUUUUUUUGUUUGGUUUUGUGUGUGUGGGAGAGGAACAUUGCUGCAGUAGAUGCUUGGGUAACAAUGCUGAUCAUGCUUGAUUGAACUGAUAGCUAAACACAGUCUAGGGCUGCACCCAACUUCCUGGGAAUACUCCAGAGUGUGGAUCAUCUCCCCCCCCCCUCAUUUCAGAUGAAUGAGAUGUUAAAAUCAUAUUCACAUAUUUGCAACAGGUUAAGUGAAGGGAGACGCUUUGGUUUCUUUUUCAAGUAAUAUGUUCAUUACCCAAAAUUCCCCUUUGAGUUAAAGAACAGCUUGGUCCUCUCGGCUAGGUUGUGAGACAUUCUAUAUUUGCUUGAACUCCCUCUUGGAAGGGGUUAAUCACAAUUUUUCUCAAUCUCCUUAAACAGGCCUCAGGAAGCUAUUUUUGUGUGGAUAUUUUCAAAAGGAACGGGGUGUUUGUUGUUGGUAACCUCUCCUGAAUGGAGCCUUUCAGUAGGUAAGCGGACUAAAACUGAAACAGUGGCCAUGAAGAUUCUGGCAAGCAGUAAAACUCACUGAAAGCAAUGCAUUGCUAAACUGGGCCUAUGGUCUCUUAAUUCCAGAAAUAUAUUUAUUUUUCUAAAGGUAUUUUAUCAUCCCUUAUAAAAAUCGUUGAAAGGCUUAACAGUACUGUUGAACAUUUUUUUUAUUGUUUUGGGAAUCGUCAUGUUUGGAGAAGAACAUGAUUUUACUGUUAUUUAACAUGAUGUGGGUUCUUCUUUUUUUCUUUUCUAGGUAAGGUUGAUUUUAUUACUGUAAAUUAAGUGCCAAUUGUUAAUAUUUUCAUGUAAUAAAAUGUUUCAGAUUAUA
Clupea harengus (Atlantic herring) is the source of this 2876-nucleotide messenger RNA. It is a transcript of the gene tmem170a, whose product is annotated as transmembrane protein 170A. Gene Ontology annotation, cellular component: endoplasmic reticulum membrane. Lineage: Eukaryota; Metazoa; Chordata; Actinopteri; Clupeiformes; Clupeidae. Gene Ontology annotation, biological process: endoplasmic reticulum tubular network organization. The record is from RefSeq and is a predicted model, not a curated record.